This is a messenger RNA of Paramisgurnus dabryanus, 3387 nucleotides long. The record is from RefSeq and is a predicted model, not a curated record. Lineage: Eukaryota; Metazoa; Chordata; Actinopteri; Cypriniformes; Cobitidae.
UACCGUUCACUGCGCGCACUUCAACAUCUUCAUCGCGCCCGGAGCUGCGCCUGAUAGUGACCACUAUACACCAUACGGAUUUUAAGGUUUGCUCUUAGUUAACUACUUUGAAAAUGGACCAGAAGGACGCAGAAAUGAAUGAUAAAGGAGUUUCAUCCUCUACCAGUGGAGUUGUAAUUCAAGUCAGGGAGAAGAAAGGACCUUUACGCGCAGCCAUUCCCUAUAUGCCAUUUCCAGUAGCUGUCAUCUGCUUGUUUCUCAACACGUUUGUGCCCGGACUGGGUACAUUCAUCUCAGCCUUUACGGUCCUGUGCGGAGCGAGGACAGACCUUCCUGACAGACACAUAUGUUGCGUGUUCUGGCUAAACAUCGCAGCCGCCUUCAUUCAGAUCCUGACUGCUAUCGUCAUGGUGGGCUGGAUCAUGAGCAUAUUUUGGGGAAUGGACAUGGUCAUUCUUGCAAGCUACAGGGAGCAGGCCGUCCCUCAGCAGCUGUGAUUCCUGCCCUCUAAAUCUUGAACGUCCACCUUCUCCAGUGCUGUCUGGCCAUCAUAUUGGAGCUUUAAGACGGCACCCACGUGCCCUGGGAGAUCCAGGGACUUCAUAUGUAGAUUCUCAGUCCAACUCAAUACUUUUAUUCAGGUACUGAAUGAACAGACCUGACUGCUGAAGGACAGUAGAAGAGCGUGGUCUGUGAAUAUCACUAAAACUGUCUCUGUCUACCACGUGUCAGGGAAAUAAAUUGUAUUCGGUCUUGCUCUGCUCUGUAGUCUUAAUGUAAAUUGAUAUCAAUACAGUAAAUAUACUUUUUUCAGAAUUUGUUAUAAAACAUAUGUAAAUCCACUUUGAAGUGUGUAAUGAAGUAGUCACAAGAAUAAAGGAAGUCUUAAAGGAAUAGUUCACCCAAAAAAAAAAUCUGUCACCAUUAAGUGCACAGAUUUUUACAAGGCCUAUAUAAAAAUACAAACGACUUGCAGGAUUUAUACCAUGAUGUCCUAGAGUAAAGUUGCACUUCUCUAAAUAGUAUAAUGAGAGUGAAUGGUGACCAAAGCUAUCAACAUUUUAAGGCAAAAUUUCCAUCAAUAAUUUUCAGUCCGGAGCUAUCAAAUGGCUUAAUUCUACGUUUAAAGUGCUUUUGUCCUUUUUGGGAGUUUGCCAGUCCUGGUUCGUAUUCAAUUCAAUUUUAUUUAUAUAGCACUUUUCACAAUUGUUUAAUUGUUUCAAAGCAGCUUUACAUGAAUAAAUGCAUGAGAAAAAACAUAAGCAGCAGAGUUCAGCGGCUAAGAUUAAACCGUUUUUCCUACACUGUAAAAAAAAAUCCGUAAAAAUCACAAUGUUAUUGCAGCUGGGUUGCCGGUAAUUUACAGUAGAUUUACAUUUAUGUUAUUAACUGGCAAGAGUUUGUUCAAAGUUAAAUAAAUUUUAAAUAUUAACAAGUCUUUAUCUUUACAGAAUAAAACUAUACAGUAAUAGCCUCAUGCAAAGCAUUCUGGGAAUCAGAAAUCAUCAUCAACCUUUUUCUGUUUUUUGCUUCAGAUUUUGUUUCCCAGAAUGUUUUGCUUGAUGCUGUUUUUUUAGUUUUACUCUGUAAAGACAAAGACUUGUAAAUAUUUAAUGUUCAUUUAACUUUGAACAAAAUAUUGCCAGUAAAAAACAUAAAUUUAAAUCUACGGUAAAUUACCGGCAACCCAGCUGCAAUUUCUACGGAUUUUUUUUUUACAGUGAUAUUCACAUUCAGUAUAAAACAUAUUGGAUGCAAACUUUACCUUUGCGAUUUAUAAAAGCUAGAAAAAGUCAGGUUUAAAAUUACGUUAGAGUGAAAUGAAAUGUAUAUAUGUGAACUUUACCUUUAACAAUGUGUAAUAUUUUGCUUUCACAGAGCACUCCCUAAAUACACAUUACACUGAAUAUUUAUAUGGUUGUGUGGUCAUUCCAGUGUUGAUAGUAUUUCUUUAUAUCAUGCUGUGUUUAUAUUACUUAUAUUUAAGCCUUAUCUUUUUUUACAAAAUCAUUAAAAUCUGACUUUUCCGUGUUUAAUUGCUAUUAUUGGGUCCCCAGUGCUUGUAUCAACCUAUUAAAUGUGAAAAAGAUAAACCCAGUAAUUUAGUUUUGGUAAACCAGUCUCUCCAAACAUGUGAAAAAUAGGUCAUUGAAAUGUUUCUCCCCUUGUGAUGUCAGAAGGGGAUAAUACCACCCUCUAAUCUGCAUUAUCUAACCACAGCACUGCUAUUUACUGCAGAGAUCAACUCAUUUGCAUUUAAAAUGACACACAAAACGACACAUAUUUUGCUCACACCUACAAAGUGGCAAUUUUAAGAUGCUAUAUUAAAUUAUCUAUAUGCUAUUUUGAGCUCGAACUCUGGGGACACCAAAGUUUUAUUUGACAAAGUCUUGUGAAAUGUCCCCUUUACUUUUUGUUUGCAAGAAUGCAUUGUCUAAUCCCUAUUGGUCUUAAAUACUGUACACAGUAUCCGACACAUAACCUUUUCUUCAGUAAUGAUGGGUUGUAAAGUGAAACCAUUAAGUACUGGUGAAUUGUGAGCCGGUUGCCAUAGCGACUGCCCACUUUAGCAAACUUAUGCGUAGGAUAUGAAAUAAUGCAAUUAGUGGGAGUUAUUUAUGACCAGAAAGGCCGCAGUCCAAAAAUAGAGAUUUAAGAGGAGACAUCGGAAAAAUUUACCACCAAAUGGAGUGUGCAAAAUAUUUGUGACCCUGUCUGUGAAAUAGAUAUACUAAUUUUGAGAUUGAUUUCGAUCACUUUAUUUUCAAUGACCUUACUCAGGCAAUAUUAAAGAUAUAAAGGUACAGAAUGUUCUUAGAUUGAUUUUAAACAGUUCAUCAUAUAAAAAAAUAUGUAAGCUGGGUUUUUACAGGCAAGGUCACAUUUGGAAACUGCAGUAAAGUCCUUUUAGUUUUUAAUGUUGAAAGGCUGAAAAUAUCUUAAAGGCGGAGUCCAUGAUGUUUGAAAGCCAAUGUUGAUAUUUGAAAUCACCUAAACAAACACGCCCCUACCCCAAUAGAAUCUGGACCUUCUGUUGAUAGACCCGCCCCACAGAUACGCAACCCGGCAUUUGAUUUGAUUUGAUUGGCUAUAAGUGUGUUUUGGUAGUCGGCCCGUCUCCUUUUCCAAACCGUUUUUCAAACAUCGUGGACUCCGCCUUUAAGCAGUGAGAAGUUUUAAAUUAGUUUGAGUCUCUUUUUAAAUAUGAAUCGUUUCUUGCUGUUUUUCUUUUGUGAUGUGUGCUGUGAAUGUAUUUGAAGAUUUGUUGUACUGUAAAUAUGAUCAGAAAUAAAUGUAUUGUGUAAAAGUUGUAGCGCUGCCUUUAAAAAUGUAAUUCAGUGCUAUUUAUUAUAGCCAGAUGUAUGUUGCUCAGCAACUAUACACCAU